AUGCGGCCAUGGACUGGUUCCUGGCGUUGGAUUAUGCUCAUCCUCUUUGCUUGGGGAACUUUACUCUUUUAUAUUGGUGGACACCUGGUACGAGACAGUGAACAUCCAGAUCACUCUAGUCGGGAAUUAUCUAAGAUACUUGCUAAACUUGAACGUUUAAAGCAACAAAAUGAAGACUUAAGGCGGAUGGCAGAAUCUCUCAGGAUACCAGAUGGUCCCAUUGAUCAGGGACCAGCUGCAGGAAAGGUACAUGCUUUAGAGGAGCAACUUUUAAAGGCCAAAGAGCAGAUAGAAAACUAUAAGAAGCGGACGGGAGAUGGAGGCCUUGGAAAAGACCAUGAAAUAUUGAGGAGGAGGAUUGAAAAUGGGGCUAAGGAACUUUGGUUUUUCCUCCAGAGUGAAUUGAAGAAGUUAAAAAAUCUAGAAGGAAGUGAACUGCAAAGACGCAUUGAUGAAUUUCUGUCUGAUUUGGGUCAUCAGGAAAGGUCAAUAAUGACCGACUUGUACUACCUCAGUCAAACAGAUGGAGCAGGAGAUUGGCGGGAAAAAGAGGCCAAAGAUCUAACAGAUUUGGUACAGAGGAGAAUAACUUACCUACAGAACCCGAAGGAUUGCAGCAAAGCUAAGAAACUUGUGUGUAAUAUCAACAAGGGCUGUGGCUAUGGUUGUCAACUUCAUCAUGUAGUCUACUGCUUCAUGAUCGCUUAUGGCACUCAGCGAACACUCAUUCUAGAGUCUCAGAAUUGGCGCUAUGCUACUGGAGGCUGGGAGACUGUAUUUAGGCCUGUAAGCGAGACAUGUACUGACAGAUCAGGUACCACCACUGGACACUGGUCAGGUGAGGCUAAUGAUAAGGAUGUUCAGGUGGUGGAACUUCCCAUUGUUGACAGCUUACACCCACGGCCACCUUAUUUACCGUUGGCGAUUCCCGAAGACCUGGCUGACAGGCUGAUUCGUGUACAUGGGGACCCUGCAGUGUGGUGGGUCUCGCAGUUUGUGAAAUACUUGAUUCGUCCGCAGCCUUGGUUAGAGAAAGAAAUAGAGGAAGCCACAAGGAAACUUGGUUUCAAACAUCCAGUGAUUGGUGUUCAUGUGAGAAGGACAGACAAAGUAGGAACAGAAGCAGCAUUUCAUCCCAUUGUUUUAGAGCGGUUUGAACUUCUUGCUCGCAGAAUGCAUGUUGAUAAAAAAAGAGUUUAUUUGGCUACAGAUGACCCUUCAUUGUUGCAAGAGGCAAAAUCCAAGUAUCCAAAUUACGAAUUUAUCAGUGAUAACUCCAUAUCCUGGUCAGCAGGACUUCAUAACCGAUACACUGAAAAUUCCCUAAGAGGUGUUAUUCUGGAUAUUCACUUUUUGUCUCAGGCAGACUUCCUUGUCUGUACAUUUUCAUCCCAGGUUUGUCGAGUUGCCUAUGAAAUUAUGCAGACAUUGCAUCCAGAUGCUUCAGCAUAUUUCCAUUCUUUGGAUGAUAUCUACUACUUUGGGGGACAGAAUGCCCACAACCAGAUUGCUAUUUAUGCUCAUCAUCCACGAACUGCUGAUGAAAUUCCUAUGGAACCUGGAGAUAUAAUUGGAGUAGCUGGAAACCACUGGGAUGGUUAUUCAAAAGGCAUCAAUCGGAAAUUAGGAAGAACAGGCUUGUACCCAUCUUAUAAAGUUAAGGAGAAAAUUGAGACGGUCAAGUAUCCUACAUACCCAGAGGCUGACAAGUAGAUUAAAAGGAAGACAUUCGACAGUAAUUCUCAAUUUUGAUGGGUGCAAACCAGUCAACACACUUAACUAAUGGUUUAUAUGGGAUUUGAAUUUGCAUUUUAACAUUCAGUUAAAAUCAAAGCCUUUAGCAAUGAAACUGGAUGAGAAGCUGAGAAAUGGAUGGGCUAUUAUCUGAACUUAAACAUUUUUUGUUAUAUGCACUCUCACACAUGCACACACAAAACCACAUGCAACAGGAAAACUGUUGUUUUAUACUUUUGGUCUCUUUUCAGGAUUUGUCCCAGUCAUUAGUCUUAUGUGAGCUUUGGGCUCUUUCUUUGCCAUUAAUUGACAAUAAUGUUCAGACUUAUAGCACUGCCACGUUGUGUAAUUUGAGUGACAUGAACAUAUUUUGUAUGUGCAAAAUUUAAAACAUGGUGCCUAUAUUUGAAAAAAUUUGUGACCUUUCUAGAAGAGCCAUGCCUAUUUCACAAUGGGCAAGAGUCAAUCUUCAACUGGUGUUACCGUGACCACUGAACUUGCUUCAAACAACAGAUUCAGAUUUCAGACUAGACUUCUUUUCAAACUUAUUUUUAGCAUUCCAUUGAUUACUUCUCAUCAUUAAUAAAAUAAAGGAUACAUGCAACAA
Messenger RNA from Eurypyga helias (sunbittern), 2341 nucleotides. RefSeq names its product fucosyltransferase 8 (alpha (1,6) fucosyltransferase) (gene FUT8). Gene Ontology annotation, cellular component: Golgi cisterna membrane. The record is from RefSeq and is a predicted model, not a curated record. Gene Ontology annotation, biological process: protein N-linked glycosylation. Lineage: Eukaryota; Metazoa; Chordata; Aves; Eurypygiformes; Eurypygidae. Gene Ontology annotation, molecular function: glycoprotein 6-alpha-L-fucosyltransferase activity; protein binding.